AGUAUUCUUUUCAGAGCGUGAACUGACAAGGCUGUGACGUAGGACGCAAAUCCUGCGUCAUCACAAAACUCCGCCCACUAGAUUUUUCCUAAACGUGUUUGUUACCGAGUUUUAUCACAGAUAAUUACCUCCAUUUUGCAAAUACGAUAAUUUUGUGCGUGUAUCUGAUUUACAUCACCCUCCCUGAGUGUAGCAUAGCAAGUGGGCCGCUUUAGGUAAGCUAAAUCGUAGAAAAGCUGGCUCAGUUUUUCGCUCAACGAUGGUCAUUUGUGUGGAGGAGGUGUCCGCGUCUCUUGUGCGGGAAUAUCUGAGUAGAAAGGGACUCAAGAGAACUAUUGCCUGCAUGGAUGAAGAGCAUCCACGCACACAGUCCAGUAUCAACAACAGAUCCCACUUGAGGCAAGCUCUGCACAUUGAGGACCUGUACAAGGAAAAUAAGGUUCAGAGUUCGCCCCUGAGGACUUUACUGGAAAUUAUUGUCAAGCACCACAUUGAAGGUCACAAAGCUGACAAGAUGGCCUGUCAAAAUGAAGGAAGUGAUUCCCUGCAUUCUGCUUCAACAAUCGGCUCGCAUCGUCUUUCUCCUGAAAAAUCCCCAUUGCAAAUGAAGGAAAGUAAUCCAGAACACUACACAGCGUCCUUAAUUACUGGGGAUCACAUCAAAUUAAGGUUACAGGGGAAGUUUGUGUCCCGUUCUCAAAAGGAGAUAUCGUCACUUGAUGGAGAGAGACUCAGGAACCAUAGUGAAACUCCAUCAUUGCCAUUUGCCUCAGUAUAUGAAAGUAGUCAGUCCAAGCUGGCAUCAAUGCAUGAUCACGAUCACUUUACUUUGAAUGAACCUGAAAUAAAACCCCCUGUCACUGAAGUCAUUCAAAAGAGCCGACCCAAUCGGGUAAGACGUGGUAUGAUGUCUGGACCAAUAGCAAGCACUCUUCAGGAGUCAACCAAACAAAGGCACUGUCGAAAAGUCGGUAUGCCACAGCUUAUGCUCAGAAAAGAAGAGGAGCACAGACAGUCUUGGGAUAGAAUGUCAGGGGACAGUUUACAACAAAAAGUCUUAGAGAAAUCUCUAAGCGAGGCUACAGAACCAGCACAGAGCAUGGAAAUUGAGAAAAAAAGCACAUAUUUCAGAGAAAUAGCUAAUUCCAAGACCCUUCCAAAUGUCACCGAUUUGUCUGAGAUGGUAUUAGAUGACAUUGACGAUGAGCUGCCAGAACUCUCCAAAAUGUCUAUUGAGAGCGCAGCAACCACACCAAGGAACCAUGAGAUAGGACGCCCAAUGGAUCAACACACUGCUUCGGAAUUGAAAUCAAUCCUCAUCGGCUCAGGUUUAAAAUGUUUCACUGUCGAAUGGAGAAAUCAGGGUUUCACGUUUUCUGAAAAGCAUGACCUGAGAUAUGGAAUAGUGCAGAAAAAGGGUGGUCCUUGUGGGGUCCUAGCUACCAUCCAGGCUUUCGUUUUGAAGAAACUUCUUUUUGAAAAUGUAGACUGUAGCAAUAAUACAAAACUACAGUGUUUAAGACCAACAAAUGCAACAAGAAGAAAAUGCCUGGUCUUAGCUUUGGCUGAAGUCCUAUGGAGAGCUGGUGAGGAAAAACAAGCCACAGUAGCAAUAAAUACAGGAAGAACAGUCUUUACUCCAAGUGGACACAAAUCUGAAGGAGUGCUUGAAAAGAUAAGAUAUUUUACAUUGGACCACAUUAAAGAUGUCCAGUUGCUACUGGAACAACAUAUUGAAGAGUUUGAGACAGGGGAGCUGGGAUGCCUGCUUUUGACCAUAUCUGCCAUCAUGUCUCGAUCUAUUGAUAAAUUGAAAGAGGAUAUGGAUGUGCCAACUGCCACACUCAUUGGAGCUCAUGGCUACUGUACUCAGGAACUCGUCAACCUGUUGUUAGUGGGACGUGCUGUCUCUAAUGUUUUUGACGGUGACGUUAAGCUGGACUCGGGCAAUGGCAACUCUACACUUCUUAAGGGAAUUAAAACUCAUUGUAACAUUGGUCUUCUAUCACUUUUUGAACAUUAUAACAUCUUUAAGGUUGGAGAUUAUCUAAAGAACCCUCUCUUUCCAAUCUGGGUUGUGUGCAGUGAAAGCCAUUUCAGUGUGCUGUUUGGCCUUCAGGGGGAGCUGUUAACAAAUCAGGACAAGAGCGUUGAGUUCGACCUGUACUAUUAUGACGGACUGGCCAAUCAGCAGGAAGAGAUCCGCCUAACUGUCUCAGUUGGAAAAACGGGAUUGAGUUGUCAAGAUCUUAUUCCUCCUCUGGAACUCUGCAUUCGAACACGGUGGAAAGAUGCAUUCGUAAGUUGGAAUGACACAGAACCUAUUCUGUGAUUGCCUGCCUGAUUUUACGUUGUUUCUAUGUUGAAUAAAUCUGAAUAUAUUUUGAUUUCCUCCGUAUGUAUAAUUAGGGGGACAUAGUGCCUGUAGUUUUCCCUUUGCUUAAUGCUAAAGUAUGAUAAUCAUCAUGAAAUGAACAACUUGAAUGGUUGAUUGAGGGAGGGGGGGACCUCAUCAAGAUCAAGUGUCAUUCACAUGAAGGGAAUGACAUGGAUAAUCACGCACACAAUUUAAUUUACAAACAACUAUAGUAUAAUAAAAAAAAUCAAUCUAGUAAUACAUCUGGAGGGUACUGGAUAUUGUCCAGUGUUUUAUAGUCUGGAAAACCUUUCAGCCACAUACAAAAAUAACCCGUUGCAUCAGAAAGAGAAAGCUAUUAUUGGUAGUAGUAGUCACAUUAUUAUUUUUUUUAACUGGCCGUGUAAAAAUAAUGUCAAAUGAAAAUGCUGUGUGUUUGUAUUAGAGAUUGGAAUUGUAGAGACUUUUGUAUUUUUACCCAUAUACAAAUACUUAAUUUUGUUCUACUCAUAUUAAGAUUUUUUCUACCACUUACGUUUGAUUUACCACAGAGGCCUUUAACUUGUGAUGAUACCCAGAUAUUUAUAUUUCUCAGUAAGAUAAUUGAAUUAAAUCCCAUCUCAUGGUAAAGACUAAAGAAAAUGCAUAUUUUCACGUUGUCUGUGUGUCUAAAAGUGACUGACUAUACUGUUUGUGUGUGGACUUGAGAGAGUUCAUACAAAUGUUUUAGUGUGACAAUGUCAUGUGUCUUUAUUUUCACUUAUCCCUGGAAUACAUACUGUAAAUAAAAUACUAUAUCACGUUGCAUCUCCAUUGUUGCGCCGUCACUAAAAAUAAUAAUCAACAGCACUAUCCUUAGUGUACUUAACUUAAAUCUCAUUACCCAUUGACUCAGAUUUUGGAAGAAGUUUCUAUUUCUAGAAUGUGAAAACAAAAUUAAUUUACUAUGCACAAAUGCUGGCUAUGAGUUCCAUUGAGGGGCACGCAGAGGAGGUGGUGAGGCAACCUUGUGCCAACGCUUCCAGCUUUAGGGAUCAAAGACAGUGCAGCUGGCACUAGCACACAUGAUUAUCAGUAUUUAAGCUUCAUGUGUACACUGAUGUGAUGACAAUAAUACCGCUCACCAAUUUAAUUGGGAAAAAAACCCCGAGUCGUACAUCUUAUUUCAAACUGUAAUGUUGAUUGAUUGUAUAUUACUGGUGAGUCAUAACAUUCUCAGUGUGAGGAAAUAUUAAUAAACGCUGUACUGUAUAUCAAUGAAGACAAUGCAAUGCCUUUUCACCCAUCAAAGCUGUAAUGUGAUUGCUAUAAAUGUAGGUGGCAUGCUCGAAACACGCCUUGAGCAUUAAGAAAUUGGAUUAAAGUGUUUAGUUUUCAUUUAGAAUUUUUGGUAAACAGUGCCAGGAGUGGAACAUACGUCAUGAGGAGCCACGUUUAGGUUUGAGGUCGUAUGCUAGUCAGAAUCUCGCCAGAAACGUUGGCGUGUGAAGCGUUUCAGUAAGAUCCAAAGAGGUUAACCAAAUUACAAACAUGUAUGCUUUGGAAGUCAUUUUAAAGCAAUGUUUAAUUCAUAUGAGGAGAUUUAUUUGCCACUGCUGCACUGAAAUAUCGUUUCUACUGUGCACUGCUGGUGCCUGUUUCAAAUGACAGUAAAGAAACUACCGUAUUUUACGGACAAAAGUCGCACCUAAGUAUUAGUCGCACCAGCCAUAAAAUGCCCAACGAAGAGGAAAAAAAAAACGUAUACAUAUAAGUCACACCGGAGUAUAAGUCGCAUUUCUGGGGGAAAUGUACUUGAAAAAAUCCAACACAUAGAACAGAUAUGUCAUCUUGAAAGGCAAUUUAAAAUAAAAAUACAAUAGAGAACAGCAUGCUGAAUAAGUGUACAGUAUGAUAAUGUUACAUGCAUGGACAACGAAAUGCGAACGUGGCCAAUAUGUUAACUAAUAUAGCUAUUAAGAGUUAUUCAGAUAACUCUUAGCAUAAAGAACAUGCUAACAAGUUUACCAAACCAUCAGUGUCACUCCAAAACACCAAAAUAACGUGAAAUGAUAUGAGUGAUAUAAUAAUGUGUUAAUAAUUUCAAACAUAAGUCGCACCCCCAGCCAAACAAUGAAAAAAACUGCGACUUAUAGUCCGAAAAAUAUGGUACUGUAACUAACUCUAAUCGUCACUCACUCACUCACUCACUCACUCACUCACUCACUCACUCACUCACUCACUCACUCACUCACUCACUCACUCACUCACUCACUCACUCACUCACUCACUCACUCACUCACUCACUCACUCACUCACUCACUCACUCACUCACUCCACGUGAAAGGGUGCUUGACAUACUGCAAUAAUCUCACGCUUGCUCACUCACCACCGUUAGUGUCGUAUAAAAUUAUUUUUAGCUUUUCAAUUUCUUUUUGUUGCAGGUUUCCCACUUCAGUGUUUGGAGCUAUAUUAAUAUUCAGGGUAUAAGUAAUUUUCGGACUAUAAAUCGCUCCAGAGUAUAAAUUAAUGGGGAAACUUAAUAAAAUCCAGCCCAAGAACAAACAUUAUUUUGAGGAAUACUUGAUAAAUAUGGUUGGUGAUAUGUGGAUACACCUUCACUUCCCCUAGAUGUUCUUGUAUCAGCACACAGGCAUGUCAUUAGUGAACAAGAUUACUCCCAGUAACGGUGCCCUAACAAAUUACCCAUCAACCUUUGCGGGCGGAACAAACCAACAAGAACAGUCAAAACAAAUAGUCCAGAGAAUAAAAAUAGAUUUGGGCGCUCAGGAUAUAAGUAAUGUUCAAAGUUCAUGUUCUGUGGUAAUUAUUUCUUCAGUUACAUUUGUUUAAUUACUUGCAAAUUAUGCAGUUUACUUUGUUGUGUCAUGAUGAUUUUAGUUUUGAUAUGACACUGUGACUUCAUUUGAAUUGAUGACCAGCCAUUAUUUGUUAUUGUUUGUGGCAGUGACUGUCAGCCUGUUCUUCUGCUUAUAAUACUGAAGUACAAAUUGUCCCUCACUGUCUCGUGAGUGCCACAGUAUAGAACCAACACAACAUUUAAGUUGGGUCGUCCUUUUAAUAAUUUCUCAUAUACGUACAUAUGCAUGUAUGUGUGAGUGUGUACAUGUAUAGUGAGGAGCAGUGAGGAGAUUUGGACCCCUUGUGAUUUUCAUUUUAGAAAAGAUCCUAAGGUAGAGGUCCAAAAUUUCAAUAAUUGAUGCAUUUCCACUUAUAGAUACAUAAUCUAAAAAAUAAAAUACAGAAUUCACAUUUUAUAUUUUUUCAAUAGUUGUAAUAUACUGGGGUUCAUAAGUAUUUGUACUCCUCAGUGCUAAUAUUUAGUGCAGAAGCUUUUGUUUUCAAUUACAGAGGUCAAAUGCUUUCUCUAUUUCUUUACCAGGUUUUCACAUAUGGAAACAGAUUUUGGCCCAUUCCUUCUUCACUAGAUCUUUAAGGUUUUGGGGCUGUCGUUGGGAAACACAAAGUUUCAGCUCCAUCCAAAGAUUUUCUUUUGGAUUGAGGUCUGGAGAUUGGCUAGGCCACGCCAGAACCUUGAUAUGCUUUUUACUCAGCCACUCCUUGGUCAGCUUGGCUGUGUGCUUCGGAUCAUUGUCAUGUUGGAAGAUUCAGCCAUGACUCAUCUUCAAGUCUCUAUCUGAGGGAAGGAGGUUGUGGCUCAAAAUCUGCCAAUACAUUUGACUAUUCAUCCUCUGCUUCAUACAGUACAUUUGUCUUGUCCCCUUUGCCAAAAAGCAGCCCCAAAGCAUGAGGUUUCCAACCCCAUUCUUCACAGUGGGGAUGGUGUUCUCGGGAUGUUAAUCAUCCUUCUUUUUCCUCCACACACGACGAGUAAAGUUUGCACCAAAAAGUUCUACUUUGGUCUCAUCUGACAGCAUGACUUUCUCCCAUGACCCCUCUGCAUCAUUCAGAUGGUCCCUGGCAAACGUCAGACGGGUCCUCACAUGUACUGGCUUCGACAGGGUGAACCUUCUGAGCAAUGCAUGAUUUUAAACCAUUGCACUGUAGUGUUCUACUGACAGUAGCCUUUGAAACUGUGCAUCCAGCUCUCUACGGGUCAUUGACCAGCUCCUGCCGUGUAGUUCUAGGCUGAGCCCUCACUUUUCUCUUCAUGAGUGAUGCCCCUCUAUGAGAGAUUUUACAUGGAGCCCCAGUCUGAGGUAGAUCAUCAGUCAUGCUUAGCCUUUUCCAUUUUCUAACAAUUCCUGCAACUGUUGAUUUAUUCUCACCAAGCUGCUUUCUCAAUUUUCCCAUAGCCUUUUCCAGCUUUGUGGAACUCUCUUUUUCUUUGGUAUCUUUCGAAAGCUCUCUGGUCUUGAACAUGGUAGCAGUUAGAUUGUGACUGACUGUGGGGUGUACAGGUAACAAUAAUGAGCUCAAACGAGUGGUGGGUUGGCGGUUACUCAUGGGGUAAAGGUGGACUUCUUUUAGGGUGGAGUGACAACUCUUUGAGUCAUAAUUAUUUCUGAUUCUCAGGGGUACAAAUAUUUAUGAAACCCAGUAAAUUACAAAUAAAUUAUUUUUAAAAAAUAACAUACAAUGUGAUUCCUGGAUUUUUUUUAGAUUAUGUCUCUAUGAGUGAAAUUUCAGACCUCUACCUUUUUUCUAAGUGGGUAAACUUGCAAAAUCACAAGGGGUGCAAAUACUUCUGCUUG
Molecule: messenger RNA, 7011 nt
Organism: Corythoichthys intestinalis (scribbled pipefish)
Lineage: Eukaryota; Metazoa; Chordata; Actinopteri; Syngnathiformes; Syngnathidae
Gene: mindy4
Product: MINDY lysine 48 deubiquitinase 4
Exons: 18
Coding region: 260-2332 (690 amino acids)
Biological process (GO): protein K48-linked deubiquitination
Molecular function (GO): K48-linked deubiquitinase activity; cysteine-type deubiquitinase activity
Source: RefSeq, a predicted model, not a curated record